Messenger RNA from Daphnia magna, 1284 nucleotides. RefSeq names its product plasma membrane ascorbate-dependent reductase CYBRD1. NCBI's taxonomy places the organism in Eukaryota, Metazoa, Arthropoda, Branchiopoda, Diplostraca, Daphniidae. Gene Ontology annotation, molecular function: oxidoreductase activity. Bases 510 to 1247 code for a protein of 245 amino acids. The transcript is spliced from 4 exons. The record is from RefSeq and is a predicted model, not a curated record.
ACAACGCAAAUUACCAUUGCAGUGAGAACGUGUGUGUGUUGUGCUCUUGUUUUUAUAUACUACUGGCCUCAUUGUUAUAUCCUAUUAGGUUUAAAUAGGCCUAUACCAGUUAUCUUUUCCCUUUAACCACACGGCUGGAUUGUUUGUAAACGAACGUCCGCGUCUAUGUGGGCCCUGAAAAGGAGGGCAGUCGACGCGGGAUCGAUAUCAUCGAUCCGAGCUACGCACACACGUAACAGCUACGGGCCUCCUGUCCCCAUCUUUGCAUAUAUAUACAUGUCCUUCAACAGUGAUCGUUAGUUAUGUGUUUAGUUUUUGGACGCAAUUCGGAUGCGAUAGAAAAUAUCAGACGAGUGUGUGGCUGGCUCGCUAGCGGCUGUUUCAAAAGUCCCCCCGGCUCCACAAGUGGCUAAACUGUCGAGUGCAUCCUUUGUCAUCAAUAAAGCACGCGGGGGGAAAAAGGGUCUCAGAAUUUGAUUCCGAAAAAAGAAAAAAGAAAAGGAGGAGAAAUGAAUCGUUUAGCCAACGAGUCGGAGAUGAAAUGGAUGCCGUUGCUUUACGGCGUAACGGCUGGACUGUCAACUUUGGUCGUCGUCUUUAUGCUUGUCUGGACUUUUCAUUUUCGCGGAGGUUUCGCCUGGCAGGAUUUUCCAGCCAUCCAAUUCAAUUGGCAUCCGGUGCUCAUGGUGGUCUCUCUCAUCGUCCUCUACGGCCACGGCAUUUUGGUGUAUCGUCUGCUGCGUAACGAGCCGAAAAAGAAGCUGAAACUACUUCACGCCAUCAUGAUGAUAACGGCCCUUUUGCUGGCCUCGGUGGGGCUGAAAGCCGUUUUCGAUUCGCACAAUCUGGCCGAACCGCCCAUCGACAAUUUGUACACGCUGCACAGCUGGGUCGGUCUAGCAGCCGUCAUCUGUUUCGCACUGCAGUGGCUCUUUGGAUUCGUCGCUUUCUUGUUUCCGGGCGUCCGCCAUUCGCUCCGCUCUUCCUACAUGCCAUUGCACGUCUUCGGCGGACUCAUGAUCUUCGGCCUGGCCACAACUGCCGCUCUUAUGGGCCUCUUGGAAAAGGCCAUUUUCUCCAGAGUGUCGUACGCUCCGUUGACUGCUGAAGGAAUCCUCAUCAAUUCGACUGGAAUUGCCAUAGCCUCUUUGUCGCUUUUGAUCGUUUACAUCGCCACACGGUGGCAGUACAAGCGACAACCACUGCCAGAGGAUGAAUUGCUUCUUGCCGACCAAUUGGCUGAAUGAAAUUUAUUGGUAACCCUUACCACAAAACAAAAUUAUG